CCUCACUCCUGUGUGUGCAUUUUCAUUUCACCAGCGUGCAUCUCCCGUGCGUCUCCUAAGCAAUGCUGUACACCCAAACGCGAAUGCAUCUUUACGCACGACGAUGUGACUGUAGAAAAACGACUAAGGGACCCUUGGAUUGUGAAUUCUGUAAUUCUGACAUGCGUGACUUAUUUUGGAUACGGUAUCGAAACUAUUUGGAGGACCCGUGUUAAAGGGGGGUGCUAUCAGAGGACAUAAAUGUGGCCAAGGGAGUUACGCGCAAACUAACUCUGCUCAGCGCACCCCAUCUCGGCUGUGUCGGAAGGAAGAGGGUGCAAAAAAGAACAAAAUGGUACAAACGGACAAAUUCAAGACAGAAUGGAUUUAACCCAGUUAAAUCCGUUGAUAGAAAACGUCUCCAACGAUGAGAACACCACGGACGCACCGCUCGCCUUUCCACACACGGAGGCAGCCGCUGCGCUCAUCAUCCUGGUGGUGACGGUGAUCAUACUGGUGACCAUUGUCGGGAAUGUGCUGGUGAUAGUUGCGGUGCUGACCAGCCGGGCACUGCGCGCGCCCCAGAACCUUUUUCUGGUCUCGCUGGCAUCAGCAGACAUCCUGGUGGCCACACUGGUCAUCCCCUUCUCACUCGCCAAUGAAGUUAUGGGCUACUGGUACUUCGGCAGUACUUGGUGCGCAUUUUACCUGGCACUGGACGUGCUGUUUUGUACGUCGUCCAUCGUGCACCUGUGCGCCAUCAGCCUGGACCGCUACUGGUCAGUCACUAAGGCAGUCAGCUACAACCUGAAGAGAACACCUAAACGCAUCAAGUCCAUGAUCGCUGUUGUUUGGGUCAUAUCUGCUGUCAUCUCCUUCCCUCCUCUUCUCAUGACCAAACAUGAUGAGCGGGAGUGCCUCUUAAAUGAUGAAACCUGGUACAUCCUCUCCUCCUGUCUGGUGUCCUUCUUCGCUCCUGGUCUCAUUAUGAUAUUGGUUUAUUGUAAAAUCUAUAAAGUAGCCAAGCAGCGCUCCUCCACGGUGUUUGUGGCCAAGAACGGACUGGAGAGGCAGCCCUCCCAGUCGGAGACCUGUUUUGUCAGGAAGGACCGGUUCGAGAUGGAGAGCCCAAGCAGCCAAAGCUCCGGGAGCCACCAGCAGAGGCAGGGGGAGCUGGACGACAUAGACCUGGAGGAGAGCUGCUGUCCGUCGGAUACUAAACCACGCAAUAAUCGUUUUACAAAGCGGAGGAAGGUGGAGGGCUCGGACUGCUGCCCCCCUCAGAACUGCCGCCUGUCCUGGGCUUCGGCCCGUGCGUCACAGCUCUACCCGGACCAGAAGAACCCAGCUGCAAGACAGCAGCUCGCCGCGGUCAACAAGACCAAAGUGGCCCAGAUGAGGGAGAAACGUUUUACUUUCGUGCUGGCGGUGGUGAUGGGAGUUUUUGUGCUCUGCUGGUUCCCCUUUUUCUUCACUUACAGCCUGCAUGCUAUCUGCAGAGACAGCUGCUACAUUCCUGGCGCACUUUUCAACCUUUUCUUUUGGAUUGGUUACUGCAACAGUUCAGUGAAUCCUAUAAUAUACACCAUUUUCAACAGGGAUUUCAGAAAAGCCUUCAAGAAAAUUGUAUGCAGAACUAAACGCACUUAAAACCAGUGACAAUAGCUCCUGAGAUGAGUCUGCUGUGCCUGUCUCCUUAUCAACAGUGCUGGGAUGAAAUAUAUAAUUCUAAGUGAUACUCCCUGAUUAUUUGUCCUCCCCAGAAUGAUUUCAUUGUAUCUAAUAUAUUAAUGGUCCAGUGUUGUGUACAAAUCUUAAUGUCUAUGAAUAAAUGUGUAGGUGAGUAAAACAACA
Messenger RNA from Sphaeramia orbicularis (orbiculate cardinalfish), 1833 nucleotides. RefSeq names its product adrenergic, alpha-2D-, receptor b (gene adra2db). Gene Ontology annotation, molecular function: epinephrine binding; alpha2-adrenergic receptor activity. Gene Ontology annotation, biological process: regulation of vasoconstriction; platelet activation; G protein-coupled receptor signaling pathway. NCBI's taxonomy places the organism in Eukaryota, Metazoa, Chordata, Actinopteri, Kurtiformes, Apogonidae. Bases 361 to 1629 code for a protein of 422 amino acids. The transcript has a single exon. Gene Ontology annotation, cellular component: plasma membrane. The record is from RefSeq and is a predicted model, not a curated record.